Messenger RNA from Lolium perenne, 1468 nucleotides. The record is from RefSeq and is a predicted model, not a curated record. Lineage: Eukaryota; Viridiplantae; Streptophyta; Magnoliopsida; Poales; Poaceae.
GCCAAGACCUACUUCACCUCCAAGUUCGCUACAUCGACUCCGCCUACUACAUCAACUCCUCAAGCUACAAGUGCCAAGGCCGACGCAUCCUCUACACCAUCCAAGAGACCGACUAUCCAAAGUCGCAUGAAGCAAACGGUCUCCUCCACCGCCUCCUCUAAGGCAUCCACGGGACCCUCUAGUGUCACUUGCUUCAAGUGUGGCACCCAAGGUCACAAAUCGUUUGAGUGCAAGAACACCAAGGUCAUGAUCACUAUGGAGAAUGGUGACAUCGAGACUCUUGAUGAGGAUGAAUAUGAAGCCCUUGUGCAAGCCGCCGUGGCAAGUGAAGAAGCUUAUGAGCAAGAAAGUGGAGAAGAUCCUCUCUUAUGUGAGCAUGACCCAAGUCCCUCACUUGUGGUCACAAGGGUGCUAACCACACAACCUCAUGAUAUGGAAGAACAACGGUGCAACAUCUUCCAAACCCGUGCCGGAAUUGGUGGCAAGUCUAUCAAGGUCAUCAUCGAUGGUGGAAGUUGCCAUAACCUUGCGAGCACCGAGUUGUGUGAGAAACUCCACCUCACUCUCCGCAAGCAUCCUCACCCCUACCAUAUCCAAUGGUUGAGUGACAAGGGCAACGUCAAGAUACAACAUACCGUCACCGUCAACUUCAAGAUCGGCCCUUAUGAGGACACCAUCGAGUGUGACGUGGUACCCAUGACGGUGUGCCACAUGUUGCUUGGCCGCCCUUGGCAAUAUGACAAGAAGGCUAUACAUGAUGGACUCUCCAACACAUACACCUUCAAGGUCAACGACAAGAAGUUCGAGUUGCGCCCGAUGACUCCUAGCCAAAUCAUCGCGGACAAUGCGAAGGCUUUAGCGAGGGCACAACUCCGCACCCACCAUAGUGAGAUGAGAGGUGAGGGAGCGACCCACCACAAAGAUAGUGAGCGCCACAAGCCAUAUAUGAGUGAGUCCAAGAGUGUCCUUCUAGCCACCAAGAGUGAGUGGAGAGAGCUACAAGAGAACCCAUCCACCAUAUUGCACUAUGUGCUCAUAUGCAAGGGACCCUCGUCGGAGACUAACGACUUAACCAACAUUCCUCCGUCUUUGUUGUCUCUUUUGGCAGGAAUUUCAAGACGUCUUCCCCGACGAGCUCCCUCAUGGACUACCACCACUCCGCGGCAUAGAACACCGCAUCGACCUCAUACCCGGCGCUCCGCUCCCAAACCGUGCCGCCUACCGCACCAAUCCCGAAGAGACCAAGGAGAUCAACCGCCAAAUUCAAGAUCUCCUCGCCAAAGGGUAUGUCCGUGAAAGCCUUAGCCCUUGUGCGGUUCCCGUGAUCCUUGUGCCUAAACCGGAUGAGACGCAACGGAUGUGUAUGGAUUGUCGCCCCAUCAAUGCCAUUACCGUCCGUUACCGCCAUCCCAUUCCGCGUUUAGAUGACAUGCUAGAUGAACUUAGUGGUGCCACGAUUUUCUCUAAA